CGUUGGUUUAUAAAAAAUAUCAAUAGUGAUGGAAAAAAAGCUAUAUCAACGUCAACGUAUUCAAAUGAUUUCAUUAAAUCACAACCAUCUAUUUCCACAAAACAACAUCGAUUUAUGAAAAAUGUCAGUCGUAAUGGAACAAAAGCCAUAUCAAUUUCAACGUAUAUCAUUAAGCCACAACCAUCCAUUUCCACAAACCAGCACCGACUUAUGAAAAAUGUCAACCGUAAUGGAACAAAAGCUACACCAACGUCAACAUAUUCACAUAACUUCAUUAAGUCACUGCCAUCCUUUCCCACCAACCAACGUUGGUUUAUAAAAAAUAUCAAUAGUGAUGGAAAAAAAGCUAUAUCAACGUCAACGUAUUCAAAUGAUUUCAUUAAAUCACAACCAUCUAUUUCCACAAAACAACAUCGAUUUAUGAAAAAUGUCGAAAAUAUAUAUGAUGGAACAAAAGCUACGUCAACAUUAGCAUCCAUUAAUGAUGAUAUUGCUGUGAAUAAUUCAAAUAAUGUCAACAAAUUACUGUUAUCCACCCACAGAAAGAAGCUGGUACCACUGGUAGCGUAUGGUAUCUACCGUCCUGUUUCUUAUUAUGAUCUUUCGGAAUGGACUUUUCGUAUUUUGAAUGGUUAUGACGACGGCUACUUAAUACAAAUAUUCGAGGAUUGUGAUUACGUGAUUUUUACAAAAAUUGUU
Molecule: messenger RNA, 699 nt
Organism: Brugia malayi
Lineage: Eukaryota; Metazoa; Nematoda; Chromadorea; Rhabditida; Onchocercidae
Gene: Bm815
Exons: 6
Source: RefSeq, a predicted model, not a curated record